AUACAGAAGUAGAAAAUGACUAUAAAUCGUAGCCUUUUGCUGAACUUCCUUCACUUUGUCCGCAGUAGAGAUCUUUUGAUCAGUCCAAUACCUAGUACGGAUCUGUGAUAUCUAACUGUUGAGCAGUAGUUAUUUACACCAUGAUAUUGGAGUCUUUCAACGCCCGCGAUGCCGUUUUCACGUGCACACCCUACAUUAUCAUCAGCAUUAUAUUCCUGACGUUGGGUUAUGAGCUACUCUUUCACCCCCUGAAUCGAUACCCCGGGCCUCUUAUCGCCAGAUUCACGAAUGGCUAUGCGGUAUUUUACUCACUGAAACGAUCUUUUCACUUGGUUACCUUGAAAGAGCAUAUCAAGUAUGGACCGGUCUUUAGACAAGGUCCAAAUAAGCUACUCUUCAACACUACAACAGCUUACAAAGAUAUAUACUCCAACGAUAAAGUCACGAAGCCAGUGAUAUAUCUCUCCAACCAAGCCACUCCUGGCUCCUACAAUAUUUGGACUGCUAUAGAAAAAACAGCACAUCGCCAGAGACGGAGGCUCGUAGGUUCUGUCGUGAACGAUCGCUCCAUGCGAAUCUUCGAGCCCACCAUCAACGAGCAGGUUGACAUCUUCAUCAAGCAGAUAGCCUUGAAUAUGGAGAGGCCCCUGGACCUGAAGGACCGGAUUAACUAUCUAAGCAUGGACAUCAUCGGGCUUCUAUCGUUUGGAUUCGAUCUGCGCUCGCAGACCCAGGAGAAGUACCGGUACUUCUCAGAUGACAUGCCCGAUGCCAACAGCCGCUUGAACAUCUACAUGCAAGUCCCGGCAAUCGCCAAGUAUCGCCUGUUCGUCCCCCUAGACAUGCUUUGGCACAAGGCACAGGAGAAGAUGUACGGCCUCAUCGAGUUCAUGAUCAAAAGCCGCAUGGCCAAAGCUCAAAACGCAAAGUACGAUCUUUACUCCGUGAUCUCCGACGCGCUCACCACCGAGGAAGGCGAAGGCCUCCGAGUCAACGAUCUCUGGAUGGAGGCCAUCUUUUUCAUUGUUGCUGGAGGGGACACGAUAUCUACCGCUAUAGCGGCGACCUUUUUCUACGUGGCGCGGCACCGGGAAUGCUACAAGAAGCUAGCAGAGGAGAUACGGUCUACGUUCAGCAGCGCAGACGACAUCUGCGGCAGCAAGCUGACGGGCUGCCGUUAUCUCCGAGCAUGCAUCGACGAGGCGAUGCGCAUGUCUCCACCCAUACCUUCGACUCUCUGGCGGCAGCUCGCCCCGGAACACGAGGGGAAGGAUGCGCUGGUCGUUGACGGGCACGUAAUUCCCACAGGGACUUACGUUGGUGUGAACAUUUACGCCCUCCACCACAAUGAGGACUACUUCCCAGACCCCUUUGUCUACAAGCCGGAGCGUUGGCUAGAGCCCAACGGCGAAGAGGGCGCACCGGGUUCGAGGAAGACGAUGAACGAUGCCUUUGUGCCGUUCUCCAACGGACAGCGCGGAUGCGCCGGGAAGCCCAUGGCUUACCUGGAGACGAAUCUCGCCAUCGCGAAGGCCUUGUGGUAUUUCGAUUUCCAGCCCGCGCCGGGCGAGCUGGGUGACGUUGGGUUGAGUGACAAGGGCGAGUUCCGACUCCACGGGGUCUUCGUCUCGACUCAUGAUGGGCCUUGGCUGACUUUCAGUCCUCGCGACACUUUGUACGCGGAUUUUCCUGAUUUGAAGCAUUGAGGGUUGGGGUGAUGUAAUGUAAUGGGUACUAUUUUCACUAUGGCGUUUUGCUGGGUGUUUGGUGGCGGGCAGGUGGCCAUGUGAUGCCCCUUUUCGCAGCAUUUCCGACCUCUAUAACUAGGUCCCUAGGUGCCUAAUGCCUAAUCUAUACCAAAGUUAGCUAAGGAUCUCCGGGGGCAACACUUGAGAAAGCUUUUAUGACCAGCUUGAUAGGCAUUAGUUAGGCUUAUUUCGCCUCCUUCAUACCUAGGGUAGGCCGGCAAAUGAUAGCACGCUUCAAUUACAUGUCGAUCGUUUCUUUUGA
Molecule: messenger RNA, 2010 nt
Organism: Hypoxylon fragiforme
Lineage: Eukaryota; Fungi; Ascomycota; Sordariomycetes; Xylariales; Hypoxylaceae
Product: cytochrome P450
Exons: 6
Coding region: 141-1706 (521 amino acids)
Molecular function (GO): iron ion binding; monooxygenase activity; oxidoreductase activity, acting on paired donors, with incorporation or reduction of molecular oxygen
Source: RefSeq, a predicted model, not a curated record